This is a messenger RNA of Ostrinia furnacalis (Asian corn borer), 2076 nucleotides long. RefSeq names its product intraflagellar transport protein 74 homolog. Gene Ontology annotation, biological process: cilium assembly; intraciliary transport involved in cilium assembly. Gene Ontology annotation, molecular function: beta-tubulin binding. The transcript has 11 exons. Bases 62 to 1924 code for a protein of 620 amino acids. Lineage: Eukaryota; Metazoa; Arthropoda; Insecta; Lepidoptera; Crambidae. The record is from RefSeq and is a predicted model, not a curated record. Gene Ontology annotation, cellular component: intraciliary transport particle B; cilium.
GCGCGUGUACCCAGCUGUAAUUUUCUGUGACCUACAAUAGGCGAUAAGUGUUUUUCUAAUUAUGGAUUUUUCCGACGACAGUGUGACGGGCACUUCGGGCAGGGAGAGUGCGGUCAGGCGGCCCGACGCACCGCGCCCUGUAUCUAGGAGAGGGUUCCGGGAGUACACCAACUCAGGGUCUGCAGUGUCCAGAAGCGGCAGCAUGAGGCCGACGUCAGCCUACCGACCUGCGGGCAGCACCGCCUCUCGCCUGUCCACUGCUNGCCUGUCCACUGCCGGGUUUGGACCGGCGCCACCCACGGCCGGUAGACAGCAGACGGCUAUGACUGGAUUCUCUAUGAUUGAUCGCCCCAUAACCCAGCAAGGCAUCUCGGGGCUGCGUACAGGCACUGCCCGCGGCUUCCGCACCAGGCAGCUCCAAGACAAGAGGUACUGGGAAGAGCUGAUGCAGGUCAAGAUCAGAGAGAUGAAGGCAGAGAUAGCCAGGCUGAACGAGCUGGCUGAGGCUGGCGAGAGGGAAAAGUCUGCUAAGAAACACUAUGAGAAAAGGGUGAGGGAGCUUGCGCAGGAGUUGACUGAUCUUCAAGGCCGAUUAGCAGAUUACAACACAGCUAUACGCAUAGCGAAUGGGGAAGCAACCAAGCAGUCGGUUGAAGACCAAACAAAAGAAUUGGAAAUCAACAACAGGAAGCUACAAGAGGAAGUAGAACAAGUGUUCCUGGAGAAACAGAGGAAGGAAAAUCAGUUGAGGCAGUUAAGAGAGCAAAUGGACAAGGAGCAGUCAACCAUAUCAAAGCUGCUAGCUGAGAUGACCCAAGAACAGAAAGACCAGUACAACGAGCUGGAGGCUACGGCCGCGGCUUUGAGGGAGGAGGUGGAGCAGGCCAGGGCUCAGCUGGACCACCUCAGCAGGGAGAAGGAGGAAUUCAGCAAGGAGAUAUCGGGAUCACAGAUUAAAGUCCAUCUUUUGGAAUUGCAUAGGCGUUUAGCAGCCGCUGAAGACAAGCGAGACACGCUUAAAAAUGAGAUGAACAACCGCCUUGAACCUCAGGAAGAGAGGGAGAAGUUACUAUUACAGGUUCGCGAAGACAACGCGGCUAUCACUUCAUUGGACAGUAACGCUGCAAAUCUAAAAGAACAGAUCAAGAAAGUCCAAGAACUCAUAGAGCAAGCUGAACAGGACUUAGAAGAAGGAAACUCCGAGCGUCAUCAGAAAUACCGCGAAUUGAAGAAACGUGAAGAGACAAUGGACACCUUCAUGUCCACUUACGACGAGAACCUCAAGAAAGAACAAGAAAAGAUAGCUCAACUAGAAAAGGACAUUGUAUUCGCUUUAGAACACAGCAGUUCUAACAUCGACAUGGAUUUGAGCGAAAUAGAUACGUUGAAGCAGAAAGAAGGGUACGUUUCCUCGUAUGAUGAUGGAAAGAAGUCGGUGGAUACUCUUAUGAAGGAUUAUGAAAGGUUCCACGCUAAUUUGAAGAAGGCAGAAUCUACGCGUGAGCGGCUUGCAACAGAACUACAGGCAUUACCGCAAAAGACAGAGGCUAUGAACGAGGAGCUAGUCACCCUGUCAGAUCUAGAAAGACUGAGGGAUGAAGGUGAAGAACAAAAGAAAACGUUAGAGACGGAGAUGCAAUUGCUGAGGGAAAAAUUAGCUCCGACAGAAAGCGCGGUCACAGAAGCAUUGAGCAAACUGAAGAAAUUGCAGGAAAGCCUGGACGGCAACGAAAUGUACACAAGACUUAACAACCUAGAAGAAGAAUUGGCUCAACUUGACACCAGGAAGACGGUCUUAGAAGAAGAUAUAGCGUCAAUCACGCUGAAGGCGGACUACGAACCUUUGAAGAAACAGGCAAUGGAGGAGCUGGCUAGCUUGAACAAGAAGAUUAUUGAGGACUUGAACAGCGCUAAAUCUUAUUGAAUAUGGUUUAAAAAUGGGUUUGUUACGACCACAUAAAUUAGGUUACUUAUUGAUAAUUUUUACAAUUUUAUCAAUUUUUUGCCGUCUUCUUCGUGUCGCUGAGUUUAACUUUUCCCCGGGACAAACUUGACCUUCACUGGUUGGGUUUUUAU